Messenger RNA from Lepus europaeus (European hare), 1875 nucleotides. It is a transcript of the gene ATG4C, whose product is annotated as autophagy related 4C cysteine peptidase. Gene Ontology annotation, molecular function: protein-phosphatidylethanolamide deconjugating activity. The transcript has 12 exons. Bases 287 to 1663 code for a protein of 458 amino acids. The record is from RefSeq and is a predicted model, not a curated record. NCBI's taxonomy places the organism in Eukaryota, Metazoa, Chordata, Mammalia, Lagomorpha, Leporidae.
CUCCGGUGCCCCGGAAGUGGCUGACCUGAUAGAGCUGAAGGCGAGGCCGUUCCUCUUGCUACGGUGGCCGGCGAGCUCGGGGUACCUGUGGCUGCGGCGCUGAGGGUGAUUGUCAUGGUGACUGAACAGCUGGUGAACAUGUGAAAUGCGGUGCUUCACAAGUGGAGGUUCGUGCUACAGUCAUGUGUGAGGACCUUUGGAGAAGUCACGUGUGAGGAUCAGUACAAAAGAUUAAAUUCUACAGAAGAAUGCAAUCAAGUGAUGGCUUUUUCUUUAGAAUUUGAAUAUGGAGGCCACAGGAACAGAUGAAGUUGACAAACUGAAAACUAAAUUUAUAUCUGCUUGGAACAACAUGAAAUAUAGUUGGGUGUUAAAAACAAAGACAUAUUUUAGUAGAAAUUCCCCUGUUUUAUUGCUUGGAAAAUGUUAUCAUUUUAAAUAUGAAGAUGAAAAUAGAAUGUUACCUGCAAGAUCAGGAUGUACAAUAGAAGAUCAUGUAAUUGCAGGAAAUGUAGAAGAAUUUCGUAAAGAUUUCAUUUCUAGAAUAUGGUUGACCUACAGAGAAGAAUUUCCUCAAAUAGAAGGCUCAGCUUUGACAACUGACUGUGGUUGGGGCUGUACAUUGAGAACUGGACAGAUGUUGUUGGCCCAAGGACUUAUACUACACUUUCUUGGUAGAGCUUGGACCUGGCCUGAUGCUUUGAACAUUGAAAAUUCAGACUCUGAAUCGUGGACUUCCCACACCGUAAAAAAAUUUACUGCAUCAUUUGAAGCCUCGCUUUCAGGGGAAAGAGAACUCAAAACUCCGACAAUUUGUCUGAAGGAAACAAUUGGGAAGUGUUCUGAGGAUCACGAGACAGAAAAUGAAAUUUGUCAUAGGAAAAUCAUCUCUUGGUUUGGUGACUCCCCCCUGGCAGCCUUUGGCUUACAUCAACUAAUAGAAUAUGGAAAGAAGUCUGGGAAGAAAGCUGGAGAUUGGUAUGGACCUGCUGUAGUUGCUCACAUAUUAAGAAAAGCGGUUGAAGAAGCAAGACACCCUGAUUUACAAGGGAUAACGGUUUAUGUUGCACAGGAUUGUACAGUUUACAGUUCUGAUGUAAUUGAUAAACAAAGUGCUUCCGUGACUUCUGAUAAUACAGAUGACAAAGCUGUUAUUAUUCUAGUUCCUGUUAGACUUGGUGGAGAAAGAACCAACACUGACUACUUAGAAUUUGUAAAGGGUAUUUUAAGCCUUGAAUAUUGUGUGGGUAUUAUUGGUGGCAAACCUAAGCAGUCAUAUUACUUUGCUGGAUUUCAAGAUGACAGUUUGAUUUACAUGGAUCCUCAUUACUGCCAAUCUUUUGUAGAUGUCAGCAUAAAGGAUUUCCCUCUUGAGACAUUCCACUGCCCUUCUCCCAAAAAGAUGUCGUUUCGAAAAAUGGAUCCUAGCUGUACAAUUGGAUUUUACUGUCGAAAUGUUCAGGACUUCAAACGAGCUUCUGAAGAAAUCACUAAGAUGCUGAAAAUGUCUUCUAAGGAGAAAUAUCCCUUAUUUACUUUUGUAAAUGGUCAUUCCAGAGACUAUGAUUUUACAUCAACUACAACCAGGGAAGAAGACCUUUUCUCAGAGGAUGAAAAGAAAAGAUUAAAAAGACUGAGCACAGAAGAAUUUGUCUUGCUUUAAAGAUCAGCACAUUUGUACUGGAAGAGAACUCUUUGAAAGCAGAAAAGUGAAGAGAAACAAGUACACUUGAAGCUGGUUUAUUUUCACAAAUAUCUGAAUUUUAUAUGUUCUUUUAAAAAAGAACAUUUGAAAAUAUACAAGUUUAAAGAUAUUUUUCUGAAAGAGAAAUGAUUUAAUGAACUCUACUUUAUAAUAAAUAAUAAAUUAAGUGA